GUUUUAAACAUUUGUGACCUAAGAAUCCCUGAUUUAGUUUUGCCACAUAGGCAUCUCUCAUUUUAAUUAAAUGAAAGAUUUCCUAACAGGGCUCUAGCAGUUUCUUCUCUCUAUCUCUCUAUGUAUGUAAUCUUAUAAGGAGUUGGAAAACCUCAGCCGGUGAAGAUCUUAGAGAUGAAUGAAAUCUCCAGCUUGUGGCAACCCUUUUCCUUCAUCGUCCUAAUCAUCUCUACCAUUUUUCUCAUCCUCAUCUACAAAUGGUACUCCACCGCCAUUAAUAAAAGCUCACCACCUUCUCCAACAAAGCUCCCAAUCAUAGGAAACUUACACCAACUCGGUCUCCAUCCUCAUCGUUCACUGCAAACCUUAGCCCGACGCCAUGGACCUCUCAUGCUGCUUCACUUCGGCAGCAUUCCGGUCCUCGUCGUCUCAUCCGCCGAACUCGCUAAGCAGAUAAUGAAAACCCAUGACAUAACCUUCUCAGACAGACCCAAGUUGAUAGCCUUCGAUAAGCUUCUCUACAAUUGCAAAGAUGUAGGAUUGGCCCCGUACGGAGAGUACUGGAGGCAGGCUAAAAGCGUCAGCGUUUUACAUCUUCUUAGCAACAAAAGGGUUCAGUCUUUUAGAGUUGUGAGAGAAGAAGAAACCACAUCCAUGUUGGAGAAGAUCGAAAAGUGUUGCUCAUCUUCUUCGUCUCUGAAUUUAAGUCAGGUUUUCACGAAGCUUACGAACGAUGUUGUUUGUAGGGUGGCUUUGGGGAGGAAAUACAAUGAUGGUGAAGAUGGGAAGAAGUUCAAGAAGCUUUUGGGGGAUUUCGCGGAGUUAUUAGGGACUUUUUUUAUUGGUGAUUAUAUUCCUUUGCUUUCUUGGUUGAGCUUUGUCAGUGGUUUGGAUGGGAAAUUGAAGAAAGUGGCUAAAGAGUUCGAUGAGUUUUUGGAAAAUGUGAUUGAAGAGCAUGUUCAUGUUGGAAAUGAGGACUAUAAGGAUUUCACAGACAUUCUGCUUCAUCUUCAGAAAGAAAACGUGCCUGGAUUUUCUUUAGAUAGAGUUUGCAUAAAGGCUCUUGUCUUGGAUAUGUUUGUUGGAGGUACACACACUACAUCCACAGCCUUAGAGUGGGCAGUGACAGAGCUACUAAGACAUCCAAAAAUCAUGCACAAACUCCAAACUGAGAUCAGAUCAGUUGCAGGUUCCAAAACCUUCAUCACAGAGGAUGAUUUGGAAGCAAUGGUUUAUCUGAAAGCAGUCAUCAAAGAGACUCUUCGUUUACAUCCUCCACUUCCAUUACUAGUUCCCAGAGCGUCAAGAACAAAAGUGGAGAUCAAUGGCUAUGAAAUCCAACCAGGUUAUCAGGUCUAUAUCAAUGCCUGGGCUAUUGGAAGAGACCCAAUUUCAUGGGAAAGACCCGAAGAGUUCGACCCGGAUAGGUUCUUGAGAAGUGAUGUGGACUAUAAAGGCCAUGAUUUCCAGUUGAUUCCUUUUGGAGCUGGAAGGAGAGGUUGUCCUGGAAUUCAUUUUGCCAUGGCUAUCAAGGAGCUUGCUUUGGCAAAUUUGGUUCACAGGUUUGACUGGGGAUUACCGGGAGGUGCUAGACGUGAGGAUUUGGAUCUCUCUGAAGCUAAUGGUAUGUCCAUUCAUCGAAAGUUUCCUCUCAUUGCUCUUCCAGCUCUAUAUGAUCCAUUAUGCUAAUUAAUAAUUAAGGAGCUACACUAAAAAUAAAAGCAUCUAAGAUUACAUCGUUAAAAUAAAAAGCAUAUUAGAGAAUCUUAUAAAAAAUAAAGUGGUUGAUUUUUUAUCCAACUCUAAUGGUACUCUUUAUCACUCUUUAAUUUUUCAUCUCUCAAUAAAUAAUUAAUAUUUACUUUGCUCUA
Ziziphus jujuba (common jujube) is the source of this 1871-nucleotide messenger RNA. RefSeq names its product cytochrome P450 736A117. The coding region runs from base 175 to 1689 and encodes 504 amino acids. The record is from RefSeq and is a predicted model, not a curated record. Gene Ontology annotation, molecular function: heme binding; iron ion binding; monooxygenase activity. The transcript is spliced from 2 exons. Lineage: Eukaryota; Viridiplantae; Streptophyta; Magnoliopsida; Rosales; Rhamnaceae.